AGUGGUGGUGGAGGAUACGAAGUCUCGUGCGUUUAGAGCUCGAGCUUUCUCAGUCGGACGUGUAAACUCGCGUCGAAAGCUUCCAUCGAAAGCUUCGUGAUAUAAGAACGUCAAGAUUUUACUAUAUAUUAUCGUUUCUUUUUUUGUUUUAUCAUCUCCCCUUCCCCUCGGCCUUGGCCUCCUCCACGAAGACUUUUAAAACGGUCUCUCUCUCUCUCUCUUUCUCUUUCUCUCUCUCUCACUCUCUCUCUGUUUUUGUCUCUAUCUGUGUCUCUGUUUCUUUCUUUCUCUUUCCCUUUCUGAUUCUCAUUCUCUCUCAUUUUCUCUCAUUUUCUCUCAUUCUCUCUCAUUCUCUUUCAUUCUCUUUCAUUCUCUCUCUUUCUCUCUCUCUCUCUCUCUCUCUCUCUCUCGUAUUCUCAUAAUUCGCGCCUAAAUCGAAUCGUCUAUUGAUAUUUAUAGGGAUAAAGAGAGAAAUGUAUAGAUAGAUAGUAAGAGGUAAAACGGAAAGGCGGAGGUUCCAGCCGGCAAAAUGGCGGCAGGUGAAAUUUAUAUAUAUACAACAUAAAAAAAGAAAGAGAGAGAGAUAGAGGGAAAGAAAAUUCGAGUUGCCCGUUUCCUGGGUGACCAUACGAGAUUAUCGAUCGCGGAUCCUUGAACGGUCAUGAGAGGAGGAAGCUCGAUUUUACAUUGGACUAGCGUGUUGUCCAUCGCUGUUAGAUCAAGGUGGUCGAAGUCAAGGAUCGUUUUUGGUGUUAAUAUCGUUUGACGAACUGAAGAGAGGAAUCUAAACGAUCAUGCAUCUUCAUUUUGAGAAGAAUAACAACGCCAAGUGCGACUGUAAUAUACUCUCGCUCAGCUGGAUGGGCAAAGUUCCGGACGAAUCACCCGAGGACGAAGGAUGGAAGCUCGAUCGUACAAAUUACUAUCAGGAGGGUUGGUUAGCUACCGGGAAUGCUCGUGGUCUAGUCGGAGUGACAUUUACCACUUCACACUGUCGUACCAGAGCAGCGGAACUUCCUUUACGAGCAAACUACAACCUCCGUGGUCAUCGUAGCGAAGUAAUAUUUGUGAAAUGGAACGAGCCAUAUCAGAAGUUAGCAUCAUGUGACAGUUCAGGUGUAAUCUUCGUUUGGAUAAAAUACGAAGGAAGAUGGAGUAUAGAAUUGAUAAAUGAUAGGAACACACCUGUGACGCAUUUCUCUUGGUCUCACGAUGGUCGAAUGGCUCUUAUAUGUUAUCGAGAUGGUUUCGUAUUGGUCGGUAGUGUUGGUGGACAAAGAUAUUGGUCGUCUAUGUUGAACGACAAAGCUACGAUAACUUGCGGAAUUUGGACACCGGAUGAUCAACAGGUUUAUUUUGGAACAACGGCUGGACAAUUGAUAGUGAUGGAUGUGCAUGGUGCAAUGGUAUCGGAGGUACAAUUGGCAGCGGGUGUUACCUCGAUGGCUUGGAGUGCCGAAAAAUUUACGAUGGAGGAAGGUGACGAAGAUGUUACAAGCGAUAGAUCAAGAAGGGACGAACGUAAUUACAUAUUAGCUGUUUGCCUUGCCGAUGGUAACAUAGUUAUGCUUCGUUCCUUCGACGACGUAUCACCAAUAACUAUACGUACAAAUUUAAAAACACCUUUACACGCAGAAUGGAGUAAUUCAAGAAAGUUAUUAGCUAUUGCGGGAACGAAGGAUUCGGAUUCUCUUCCUCAAAAUAAUUCAUUAGAAUAUACGAACCUAUUAAAGUUUUAUUCGGUUAACGGUACCCUCGUUUACACAACAGUAAUUCCAUACACGCAGUGCCCUGUAUCGGCGUUAACCUGGGGUCAUAAUGACAGAAGACUCUUCGUAGCCACUGGUGCAAGAGUACAUGCGGCAUGGGUCUCCAGGAGGGUCGGUUCAUUGCAGUUGCUAUCUAGAUUAGCAGUGAGGGCAGCCCUCACAAGAGAAUCCAGUGUCCAACAACUUCCGUUACCAUCUAGAUUAAGAGCAUCGGUAGCUGCAUUGUUUGCUAGUACGAUACGGUGUCCAGUACCAGAGCCAAGAGAAUUAAGACGUUUUGUAUCCAGGCCACCAGCUGGAAGUGGAAGAUUACAUUGUACAAUGCUUAGACAUGCCGUAGAACCUAUACCUUGUUAUACAUUAUAUUUAGAAUAUUUAGGUGGUUUGGUACCAUUAUUAAAAGGUCGAAGAACCAGUAAAAUCAGGCCAGAGUUUGUAAUAUUCGAUCCCCAGAGUCAAGACACUUUACAAUUAUUCGACGAUGUAUCACAAUGUCCUUCCUUCAGUGAUGGUUCUGAUACAGAAAGAGAUACCGCAGAUUUAUGUGGUUCCCCAAGAAAUCGUCGAAAAAAUAGAAGAAAGAAGGAAGAAAAGGGCUCAGAGGAAACUGAUGAUCUCACUUACGUCGACACUUUGCCCGAGCACGCUAGAUUGGUCGAAGUAACGUCAAAUAUUUGGGGCACGAAAUUUAAAUUCCACGGCUUGGCAGAUUCUGUACCAGCUAACUUAGGUCAAGUUACUUAUCGAACAUCAUUGUUACAUUUGCAACCAAGGCAAAUGACAUUGGUGAUGACGGAAUUGAGAGAUGAUUUACCUGCAGGUCCAGAUCCAAGUUUCAACCCUAAUUUAUUUUCCGAAGACGAGGAGGAAACAUUUCAGGAUCUUCAGGGAACUUCUAGAGCAACGUCGGAGACUCAGCCACCUCCGAUAGCUCCUAUGACGCCGCGAAACGCACGACUGAAUCCAAAUCGUCCAAAGUCACAAAUCUCAAAUCAAUUUUUAACCACAGAAGCCUUACCUGCCUCUUUGGCACGCGUCGAAAAUUAUGAAAACGAAUUCCCAUAUGUAGAUCUUCAAGAGAUGACGAAUUUGUAUGAGAACAUAAGAAGCGCACCUACGAAUACUUAUCGUACACCACCUAGGCACAAUCCACCUAGAUGUUGCGACGUUCCAGCUUUGCAAUCGCCUAAAAAUGCAGUCGCGCCGACACAAACUUUAAUAGCUACGUCGAAUACAGGUACAGAUUAUUCGAGUAAUAUUCAAAGAGUUAAAACGGCAUUGGCCGAUCAACAAAAUACCGGUAUGGUUACGAAAAAGGAACUCGAAAAUAAUAAGUUCAAUCAGAUAUCUCAAGAGGACAAAUCUAGCCUAAAUUCUGGUUCGUCCAACAUCAUUCCAACGUCCAUGCAUAACGGCCAGGUACCAUUAGCCGAAGCAUCGAGCUCGCAAAAUUCCAUAUUAAAUAAUUUGGAUGGUGGUAACGAUUGUUCCCAAUCACAAAUGAUUUAUAUGAAUGGCUUGAACAUCAUGACGUCAUGUUCGAGUAACGUCCUAAACUCAAAUCACUCGAACAACGUGCAACAAAGCUGCCACGGUUUCUUACAUCCAAGGAACAAUCAAAAUAAUGGGACUAACUUGAGCAUAAGCCCAUCGCAAAGUAAUUUAAAUCCAUUUUCAAAACAUAAUAAUGGCUCAAACGGUUCGUCCAGUUUAUUACUUCCGUCUACGUGUUCCUAUCAAUUAUCAGAUAAUUCUGAUCACGAACAAUCGACUUCAUGUUCGCCGUGUAAUUUGAAACAACAAAAGGAAAUGAAAUCUCAGGGUAGUUAUGGAAAAAUCAAUGUUUCUAAUCAAUCGAACGGAAAGACAGAAGAGCUUCGUUUUAUCGACGAAGAGAGUAAAGCCGAGGCGGACAUUGAACAAUUUCGUGGUGUUCAUAGGACACCAACGGUCGUUAGUAUUGGUCCACUUUGUUCAAAUGAUUCGAUAGUAAGAAGUUGUAGCGUUGGAUAUUUAGAUCUGGUAGACGUUCAUCAGUUGGUUCCUUGCGAUGUUGCCUUGAAAAUGUUGAGAAAGGAAGCGCCUAACAAGAGAUUGGUAUUGGUUUCGAGAAAAACAAAAAGAAGGAAAAAGAAUAGACCACAGCAUGACAUUGGACAACAAAAUAGUAAACCACCGAGACUUCGUAAUUGUGGUAAAUCGAAGAGUUUAGACUCCAGUGAUAUAUUCCCUAGUAACGAACUUAUAACUACACCUCCUCAAUUGCCUGAACACCUUGAGGAAGCAUCGAACGUUGUUAAUAAUUCUGAAAUUGUAACGGAGGAGAAGUGCAGUGAUUUGAAUAUAGUAGUAUUAGGGGAGAUUAACAACGAUACCGUGAUGGAACGUCAAAAAAAGAUACUUCAUGGUAACGAUGAAACUUACGUUGAGAAACCAUGUCGAUUGGAAACUUGUGUGUCUCCUGUUAGGGGUUCCAGUCCAAGUGGUUCUUUGGCAUCAUCAUUGGACGGUCUUGCCGCAAGACUCAAAGAUUUCGAUGAGAGUCAUUCCUUACCACCCCCAUCACCUCGUCCAUCCUCAAGUUGUAGACUGCCAAGAAGUUCACCAAGCAGUCCGGCACCCUCGAAGAAAGGAAAAAGACCAGCUUCGGCUUCGCCAAUCAGAAGGAGACUAUUAUCGAGUCCUUUGUUAAACAGGCGAACGCGAAAAAGUCGUGGCGAGAGUUCCGAUGAGGAAGGAUUAAUACAGGACGACUCGUCAUCGAAUUAUCGCGACUUGGAAACCUUUCAGAAAGCACAGCUACGUCAGAAAUUAAAACAAAGGGGUGCUGGAAUGUCUAAUGGUCAUAAUAAACAGGAGACAACUAGACGGGAACUUGUGAUGCACAAUAAAGCACCAAUGUGGAACGAAGCUAGUCAGGUUUAUCAGCUUGAUUUUGGUGGUAGAGUAACACAAGAAAGUGCUAAGAAUUUUCAAAUUGAAUUUAGAGGGAAACAGGUGAUGCAAUUUGGCCGGAUAGAUGGAAAUGCCUACACGUUGGAUUUUCAAUACCCUUUCAGUGCAUUGCAAGCUUUUGCUGUUGCCUUGGCAAAUGUUACGCAACGGCUCAAGUAACCGUCACUCCCCAGUACCUCGUUCGAUAUAUAUCUCUACGAAAUUUGGAAUAUGAAUAUUAACGACGAGAUGAAAAAGACUUACGUGUAAACAAGGCACACACCCACGUGUCUUUCGAUUAUAAAUGAUUUAAUAGUCAUGGUCUAGAGAAAGAAGUAUGUGUAAUUAACCAAAAAAAAAAGAAAAAAAAAAAGUCGGAACGUGUCGCCUUGGAGGUUCUCCAAAGAGAAGAAAAAAGAAAAAAGAAAAAAAAAAAAGAAGGAAAAAGAAAAAUAGAAAAGAAAAGAAAGAAGAAUAUUGCAGAAGAAAAGUGCACAAGACCUUUAUGCGUUUUCGCAAUGAAAAAUUUUUCGUGUGUUGUCUGUAAAAGAUAGAAUGAAUGUGAAUGAAAGAAAGAAAGAAAGAUAAAGAGAGAAAGAGAGAGAGAGAGAGAAAGAGAGAGAGAGAGAAAAAAAUUCUCCACUUCCGUUGAUCAAUGUUAAACACAUCAGAGAAAUUACAAGCGAUUUAAAUUUGUGUGGAACACAAAAGAAAUUUUUUUGAUAAUUGUAUGGUAAUGUUUCGUUAUAUACAUACAUACAUAACGUAUAUGUAUAUAUACAUAUAUAUAUAUAUAUAUAUAUAUAUAUAUAUAAUAAAUAAAUGUAUAUAUAUAUAAACGUUUCUUCGUCGUACCGUCCAAAAAAUAAUUUCGUUUCUCCCAACUUCGAGAGCUCAUUUUUGUAUAGUUUAUGCGACACGUUGGAGUCUAGUAAAAUGCUGUUGAAAGUUUCAACUCUCGUUCAUUUUUGGCGGUCCGCCGAAUACACGCACACAUACACACAAACACGCAUGCACGCACGCACACACCAACAUACACAUACAUAUACAUA
This is a messenger RNA of Vespa mandarinia (Asian giant hornet), 5755 nucleotides long. RefSeq names its product WD40 superfamily protein Tusp (gene Tusp). NCBI's taxonomy places the organism in Eukaryota, Metazoa, Arthropoda, Insecta, Hymenoptera, Vespidae. The record is from RefSeq and is a predicted model, not a curated record. Gene Ontology annotation, molecular function: protein binding.